Tetrapisispora phaffii CBS 4417 is the source of this 714-nucleotide messenger RNA. RefSeq names its product DNA repair protein RAD10 (gene RAD10). The transcript has a single exon. Gene Ontology annotation, molecular function: damaged DNA binding; single-stranded DNA binding. Lineage: Eukaryota; Fungi; Ascomycota; Saccharomycetes; Saccharomycetales; Saccharomycetaceae. Gene Ontology annotation, cellular component: nucleus; ERCC4-ERCC1 complex; nucleotide-excision repair factor 1 complex. The record is from RefSeq and is a predicted model, not a curated record. Gene Ontology annotation, biological process: UV-damage excision repair; mitotic recombination; nucleotide-excision repair. Bases 1 to 714 code for a protein of 237 amino acids.
AUGAAUAACACGGAUCCAACAUCAUUCGAGAGUAUUCUUGCAGGUGUGAAAAGACUAAGACAGCAACAUGGAGCUAAUGAUAACGAUGCUGCUAGGAACCCGCAUCAAGAAUCAAGAAACGAAGUAAAUGAUAGAGAACGCAAUUUGGAACAAGGUAGUGCACAAGAGCGCCAAAUAACAAACAAUAUUCAAACAUCUCAAACGGAUGUACCGAAAGAGCCAAUAAUAAAUGCCAUCACUCGUGAUCCAACUCAGUUUGAUAAAGAUAUUCAAGAGAGUGAUGAGACAUCAUCCUUUAAUGGCAACAAAAGAUCACUUAAUAAUACGAAUCUGGACGCAAGAGUUAUUAGUAAGGCUGUUCUCGUAAAUACGACCCAAAAGGACAACCCUUUACUUAAUCAUUUAAAGAACACGAACUGGAGAUAUACUUCAUCAAAGGGUGGCCAGAAGAUAUAUUAUGACUAUUUAGUAAGACAAAGACCUGUUUUAUUUUUGACACUCACAUACCAUAAGUUGUAUGCAGACUAUAUUACAAGACGAAUGACACCUUUAUCUAAGAAUGACAACAAUAUACUUAUAUUUGUCGUUGAUGAUUCCAAUUCCGAAGACACUCUGAGGGAAUUGACUAAGCUAUGCAUGUUUAAUGGAUUCACUCUCCUAGUAGCAUUUAGUUUCGAACAAUCAGCAAAAUACAUUCAAUAUUUAAAUAAGUAG